AUUUUGUUCCCCAAUAGUCUUGUAAGAGAAUCACGGUUUGAAUGGUAUUACUAUUAGAUGAAAACCUGAAAAAAGAAAUUUAAUUAAUAAGCAAAGUUAAAAACCUCAGUCUUUCUUGUCUCUCUAAUGGAAAUUCCAACACCUUCGAUGUUAAACGGACACGUGGUAGCUAUCCCAUAUCCAACUCGAGGACACAUAAACCCCAUGAUGAAUCUAUGCAAACACCUUGCAUCAUCAUCAGCUUCUCUUCUCAUCACCGUCGUCGUCACCCAAGAAUGGCUCGGCUUCAUCGGCUCCGACCCUAAGCCAAACAACAUUCACUUCGCAACUAUCUCAAACGACGUCGUUCCCCUCCAACAUCAGAUAAUUGCCGACAUACCUGCCUUCUUCCUUGCAACCAUCACCAACAUUGAAGCUCCUUUUGAAGAAAUGCUCAAUCGACUUCACCCUCCCGUCACCGCCAUCAUUGGAGAUCUGGAGUUGAAGUUUCCGGUCGCAGUUGCUCGCCGGAGAAAUAUCCCGGUUGCGUUGCUUUGGACUAUGUCAUCUUCGUUUUACCUCAUGAUGCACCGACUGGGUAGUUUUGCACUUAACCGGCGUUUAGAGGUUAAUCUUCUAGAUGACUAUGGAGAGCAUAUACAAGGAAUUUCUUCAUCCCAAUUAGCUGAUCUACGAGUAAUGCUUCAUCAAAAUGACUUGAGGUUUUUGCAACUUGGUUUAGAAUGCCUCUCAACAGUCCCAAAAGCAGAUUGUCUUAUAGUGAAUACAAUUCAAGAGUUAGAAGCUGAAGAAAUAAAAUCUUUAAAAACAUUGCUCAACUUUCCAAUCUAUCCCAUUGCAUUUCCUUACUUCAAACAUGAAACAAGUCACUCAGUGACAUAUAGUGAUUCCAAACCUGACUAUAUAAAUUGGCUAGAUUCUCAGCCAGCAAUGUCAGUGUUGUACAUUUCUCUAGGUAGUUUUCUUUCUGUGUCUCCUAACCAAAUGAAUGAAAUUGUUUCAGCAUUAAACACUAGUCAGAUACCUUACUUUUGGGUGGCUCUUGAAGAAGUUUCAUGGUUAAAAAACAAAUGUGGGGACAGUGGUUUUGUGGUGCCAUGGUGUGACCAAUUAAAGGUUUUGUCACAUCCUUCUAUAGGUGGAUUUUGGAGCCAUUGUGGUUGGAAUUCAACUCUUGAAGCUGUUUUUGCUGGUGUUCCAAUGCUCACAUUUCCUUUAUUCUUUGACCAAGUACCAAAUAGUAGGAAAAUUUUGGAAGUGUGGAGGAAUGGGUUGGAGUUGAAAAAAUCAGUGUUGGGAAGUGAGGAAUUGAUCACACAGGAACUAAUAUUGGAAGUUAUUAGGAAGUUAAUGGAUUAUGGAAGUGUAAAGGGUAAAGAAAUAAGGGAAAGGGCACAAGAAGUUAAGGGUAUAUGUGAUCAAGCAGUUGCAAAAGGCGGAUCCUCCAAUACGAACCUCAAUUUAUUCAUAGAAGACUUUUUGUGUGUUCAAGGUCAUUGAGCACAUGGAGCUCUUGCUUGCUUCUGUGACAAGUAUAAAAUAGGCAAAUAAAAAAAAGUGAUGUGUAUGUUUAUUCUAUUUAAUUGUGCUUAAAAUAGGCUGAUGAAAAUAGAAAUGUGAACAUUAUUAUCACAUUCUAUAAAUUGUUUAAAUGCUACCUCCAAAAUUGUGAUAAUAUCCUCCAUGUUCCUAUCUGAUACUAAAUUUAAUUAUUGAAAAGUCUA
Cicer arietinum (chickpea) is the source of this 1724-nucleotide messenger RNA. RefSeq names its product UDP-glycosyltransferase 87A1 (gene UGT87H3). The record is from RefSeq and is a predicted model, not a curated record. Gene Ontology annotation, molecular function: quercetin 7-O-glucosyltransferase activity; quercetin 3-O-glucosyltransferase activity. Lineage: Eukaryota; Viridiplantae; Streptophyta; Magnoliopsida; Fabales; Fabaceae.